AUGGAAGUAAUGGCGCCAUUGUUCUUCAGUUAGAAGUUUAAGUUUUCAGUGUGUGAAAAGAACCUGUCUCGAGUUUGCACUAUUUCAUCAUGAUGAGGCGGGCGCUCUUGAGUCUCGUAACCAAAACAUCACUGACUGGUAAUAUCGCAGGUCAAACAGCAAGAUUGGCUACACAACAAGUUGAACCUUCAAGAAUGGAAAAAACAUUAAAUGAAGUCACAUUGUUGGGUCGUGUUGGUGGGGAACCUCAAAAGCGAGGUACAGAAGAGCAUCCCGUUGUUAUAUUCUCCCUUGCAACACAUACAAAUUACAAAUAUGAUACAGGUGAGUUUGUUCAGAGGACAGAUUGGCAUCGGAUCUGCGUAUUCAAACCAACAUUACGGGAUACAGUUUAUACCUAUCUCAAGAAGGGACAGAGAGUUUAUGUCUCAGGAAGACUUACAUAUGGUGAAAUCAAGGAUGAAGCUGGAAAUCCCCGUACGACAACAGCUAUUGUAGCAGAUGAUGUUAUAUUCUUCCAGAGUGAUUCAUCAUGACCUGGCAUUAAAAUAAUUACAGCUGUAAGAAAUUAUGAAGUCUGAAGAAAACAAGCAUUAUACACUAAGGAUUUCAAAUCACUUGAGCAAGCAAAUUGAAGUACCUAAUUAAGAGGUUAUUCAGUUAUAGGUUCUGAAAUUAAAGUUAUUAUUAAACCAAAAUGAACACAUACAUUAUAUCUCAAGUCAUUAUCUGAUAUUGGCGUUUAAAGUUUAAGUAGACGAGGUAUUUGUGUGCUUAGGUGUUAUGUGAUUUUCUUUCUUUAUUGCAAGUGUUUUUGACAGAGCUGCUGCAUUUCUUUGACAAAUAAAUUUAGUGUAAUGCAAAUAUAUCAGGAUUUUAUCACAUUCUGUUUCCAACCAGCAUUUAUAAUAUCAUCCGCAAUGAGUUUUUGUUUGCUAACUCGAUGAAGGAACUUUUACAUCACUUUAUGUAUCAAUAUUUUUCAACCUACAGAGGAAAUAUUUCUAGUUCUAACAUCUUUCUUACUGAGACUUGCAGUGAUACAUGAUAAAAUAUAACUGUACUGGGAAUUUAAAUUUGAAUUGUUUUUGUAUCAGUAUCUACAUGUUAGGCAAGAGUUAGUACAUACUCGAUUUCUUUUUUAUUUCCAUAUUUAAGGAAUAUUGCAGAAACAACUCAGCACAGGAAAUGUAAAUGGGAACUAUUCAGCAGUUACACCUGAAAGCGUUAAUAUGAUUUUUCUAGUAAUAAUUUAAUUGUAUAAAUACUGUGAUGAUCUGAAACUUUCACUAAGCUAGUUUGCAGUGAUGUACGAGUAAAGCUGUUUUGUAUGUGCAUGUUUGUAAGGACUGGAGCAUAAGGACAAAAUGUAUAAAGAAAGCAUUUUAUAUCACUCAUAAUAAAGUACUCUUUACUUAGUUUUACCAUACCAAGCUGUUGCUUAUUUACAGCCUUUACAGGAAAAUAAUGAUUUUCAGUUUUAUCAUUUGUACAUAUUUUUCUCUUCACAAGUAUGAGAUCUUUCUUCAUUGUCCUGUUUUGCAAUAACGAACAUAUAAAGUUUUAAUCUGGUUUCUUUCAUUAUGAUCAAAUUCACCCUAAACCCAGCUGCCUGAUUACACCAACUAUUCCCCCCCCCAUUGUCAUGGGUAAUUCUUUUAAGGAAUGCAAAGCAGUUGCACUGCCAUAUCUACAAUUUCCUGUCCAUUUU
Cryptotermes secundus is the source of this 1711-nucleotide messenger RNA. It is a transcript of the gene mtSSB, whose product is annotated as single-stranded DNA-binding protein, mitochondrial. Gene Ontology annotation, cellular component: mitochondrial nucleoid. The transcript has 4 exons. Gene Ontology annotation, biological process: positive regulation of helicase activity; mitochondrial DNA replication. Gene Ontology annotation, molecular function: single-stranded DNA binding. The record is from RefSeq and is a predicted model, not a curated record. Bases 90 to 536 code for a protein of 148 amino acids. Lineage: Eukaryota; Metazoa; Arthropoda; Insecta; Blattodea; Kalotermitidae.